Lepus europaeus (European hare) is the source of this 2116-nucleotide messenger RNA. It is a transcript of the gene RBCK1, whose product is annotated as RANBP2-type and C3HC4-type zinc finger containing 1. The record is from RefSeq and is a predicted model, not a curated record. Bases 150 to 1667 code for a protein of 505 amino acids. The transcript is spliced from 13 exons. Lineage: Eukaryota; Metazoa; Chordata; Mammalia; Lagomorpha; Leporidae. Gene Ontology annotation, cellular component: LUBAC complex. Gene Ontology annotation, molecular function: ubiquitin-protein transferase activity; ubiquitin binding. Gene Ontology annotation, biological process: positive regulation of canonical NF-kappaB signal transduction; protein linear polyubiquitination; proteasome-mediated ubiquitin-dependent protein catabolic process.
UGCCGGUACCCGGACCCCGAAAUAGCAGAGAACUGACUACAGGUGCAGCGAUAGGAGGCGACGGCUUCUGGAUCCACUCUGCAGGUGACCGAAGGCAGCGAUUCCCCGGAGCCGCGGCCCCCUGGGGGGGAUGGGUGCAGCCGCCCCCGAUGGACGAGAAGACCAAGAAAGCCGAGGAGAUGGCGCUGAGCCUGGCCAGGGCAGUGGCCGGCGGCGAUGAGCAGGUGGCUGUGAAGUGUGCCACCUGGCUGGCCGAGCAGCGGCUACCCCUGCGCGUGCAGCUGAAGCCUGAGGCCUCCCCCACAAAGGACAUCAGGCUGUGGGUGAGCGUGGAGGAUGCGCAGAUGCACACGGUCACCAUCUGGCUCACGGUGCGCCCCGACAUGACGGUGGCUUCCCUCAAGGACAUGGUGUUCCUGGACUAUGGCUUCCCACCCGUCCUGCAGCAGUGGGUGAUCGGGCAGCGGCUGGCCCGAGACCAGGAGACCCUGCACUCGCAUGGGGUGCGGCGGAACGGGGACUGCGCCUACCUGUACCUGCUGUCGGCCCGCAACACCUCGCUCAACCCUCAGGAGCUGCACCGCCAGCGGCAGCUGCGGAUGCUGGAAGAUCUGGGCUUCAAGGACCUCACGCUGCAGUCAAGGGGCCCCCUGGAGCCGGCCUCCCCGAAGCCUGCAGCCCCCCAGGAGCCAGAUGCGGUCCCCGAGCCCCCACCGGUGGGCUGGCAGUGCCCAGGGUGUACCUUCAUCAACAAGCCCACGCGGCCUGGCUGUGAGAUGUGCUGCCGUGCGCGGCCUGAGGCCUACCAGGUCCCUGCCUCGUACCAGCCGGAUGAGGAGGAGCGAGCGCGCCUGGCGGGCGAGGAGGAGGGGCUGCGCCAGUACCAGCAGCGGAAGCAGCAGCAGCAGGAGGGGAACUACCUGCAGCACGUCCAGCUGGAGCAGAGGAGCCUGGUGCUGAGCGCUGAGCCCGCCGAGUGCCCCGUGUGCUACUCGGUGCUGGGGCCCGGCGAGGCCGUGGUGCUGCGGGAGUGUCUGCACGCCUUCUGCAGGGAGUGCCUGCAGGGCACCAUCCGCAACAGCCAGGAGGCCGAGGUCUCCUGCCCCUUCAUUGACAGCACCUACUCGUGCCCGGGCAAGCUGCUGGAGAGGGAGAUCCGGGCGCUCCUGUCCCCCGAGGACUACCAGCGCUUUCUGGACUUGAGCGUCUCCAUCGCCGAGAACCGCAGUGCCUUCAGCUACCACUGCAAGACCCCAGACUGCAAGGGCUGGUGCUUCUUCGAGGACGACGUCAACGAGUUCACCUGCCCCGUGUGUUUCCACGUCAACUGCCUGCUCUGCAAGGCCAUCCACGAGCACAUGAACUGCAGGGAGUACCAGGACGACCUGGCCCUGCGGGCGCAGAAUGACGUGGCUGCCCGGCAGACGACAGAGAUGCUGAGGCUGAUGCUGCAGCAGGGGGAGGCCAUGCACUGCCCGCAGUGCCAGAUCGUGGUGCAGAAGAAGGACGGCUGCGACUGGAUCCGCUGCACCGUCUGCCACACCGAGAUCUGCUGGGUCACCAAGGGCCCGCGCUGGGGCCCCGGGGGCCCAGGGGACACCAGCGGAGGCUGCCGCUGCCGGAUGAACGGAGUUCCUUGCCACCCAAGCUGUCAGAACUGCCACUGAGCCUCAGGGCCGAAUCUCCUCGCCCGCCCGGCCCCGGCUUUCAAGGCUGGGGUGGGUCGGGGGAGGCUCGGAUUUCUUGCCUGGGAGGUGCCCUGCAGAGGCCAAGGCUCGUGAGCUGUGUGGGCAGCCUUGUCUGGCUGCCAUCUGUGGCCAUGUGCCCUGUGCCUUUGCCCUCCCCUGGGACUUGCCAAUCACGGCCCUCAGCUGUCUGCAGCUCCCUGGCCGGAGGCCUUGCUGGGGGAGCCUCCUGUGACUCCAUACUGCUCCCCAAGCCCCGUCCCUCUGUCGGCUCUCUGGAGAUGGCUUGCUCUGAUUUCGCUGUGGGAGGCCUAGGGCCUCUGAGAACUGCUGCUAACCUGUGCUGGGCCAGGAGGGCGGCGGGGUGGGCCUGAAGCUUAGCCUGGGUCUCCCUCCUGCCCCCACAAGCUGAUUAAAGUGGUUUUCCAGGA